Lutzomyia longipalpis is the source of this 7011-nucleotide messenger RNA. It is a transcript of the gene Sbf, whose product is annotated as myotubularin-related protein 13. Bases 472 to 6468 code for a protein of 1998 amino acids. The transcript is spliced from 9 exons. NCBI's taxonomy places the organism in Eukaryota, Metazoa, Arthropoda, Insecta, Diptera, Psychodidae. The record is from RefSeq and is a predicted model, not a curated record.
AGUUUGUGUCAGAAUUUCAGCGAGAGUUGUUGCAGCAAGCAAAAAAAAAUAGAAAAUAGAAAUUUUUCAUUAUUAUCUCGUGUUUUUUGAGAUAUUUUCCACCUUUUACAAUGUGGCGCAAAUCCCGCAAGUGCUUUCUUAUGUAACACCGCAGCAAUUUAGCUAAAUGUAGUGUGUAGUAAAUCGUUUUGCAAUCCAAAACAGCGAUAUCCUUUUUGUUCAGGGGUGCGGUUCGGAAUUUUUUUCAUAUAUACAAAAAUAUGCCCUUCCGGUCUUUUUCUGGAGAAAUUGUUCUUCCGGCAUAAGAAGCAACUGUUGAGUGUUUUAAAAGGAAAAAUACACAGCAGAGUGUUCAAAAAAUUGUUGAAGAAAAAAAAACGAGUGAAGAAGAGAAAUUGGUGUCAGUGUGGGGCGCUGAAAAGAUGAAUUUGGACGUAAACAAAUUGUGAGGAAUCCCUUUUCUCCAGAAUCAUGUCUCGCCUUGCAGAUUACUUCGUUAUCGUGGGCUAUGAUCAUGAGAAAGAACGAAGUGGCACACGAAGUGGAAAGAUUCUCCAGAGAUUCCCGGAAAAUGACUGGCACGACACACCAUUUAUUGAGGGAAUUGAGUGGUUUUGUCAACCACUGGGAUGGGCACUUUCCACAGAACGCCAGGAGCCACGAUUCUUCGUGUCCGUUCUCACGGACAUUGAUGCAAAUCGCCACUACUGUGCUUGCCUCUGCUUCAACGAGACCGUCUCGAUAACCCCCAAUAAGCCAAUUGACGAGGAGGAGGAGACACUAACACCCGGAAGGGCUCUCAUUCCACCAGUCCCCACUGUUACACAUCAUAGUAUUAUGUAUGCCCCGAAAUGCCUAGUCCUGGUGUCACGUCUCGACUACACGGAGACUUUUAGGAAUUGCCUGGGAACCAUCUACACGGUCUACAUUGAGAGCCUGGGCUUCCCAUUGGAGACUCUUAUUGGGAAUAUCCUCGGUUGCAUUCAGGUUCCACCUCCAGGAGGGCCCCAAGUGCGCUUCUCAAUCGGUGCUGGGGAUAAGCAGGCGCUGCAGCCACCGCUGUACGGCACCCUCCCUGUCACGGGCACCUCUGUGGAUUUUCUCUUCACACAGCUGGGCAUCCGGAAUGUCUUGUUGCUGUUUUGCGCCAUGAUGACGGAGCAUAAGAUUCUUUUUCACUCCAAGAGCUACUCACGACUCACAGACAGCUGUCGUGCACUCACAGCUCUCAUGUAUCCAUUCCGAUACAGUCACGUUUACAUUCCAAUUCUGCCCGCAUCGCUUAUCGAAGUGUUAUCAACGCCAACGCCAUUCAUAAUGGGAGUUCAUAGUUCAUUGCAGAGUGAGAUCACAGAUUUGCUGGAUAUUAUUAUUGCCGACAUCGAUGGUGGUUCCAUUCACAUACCCGAAUCUCUCGUGCCGCCCGUGUCCAAGUUGCCAAAUCAGCUGUGGGAGAUUACGCAGCUGGCACUGACGCUUGUGCUGCAGCCUGAACUCCAAACGGCUGAUUUGGCCUUCACCACGACGAAUCCCAUGACUGUCCUCAAUGGGGAUUUCAACUGUCGCGACGUCAAAGUCAAUCGAAUGAUGCGCGACAAGGAGAUCCGGGCGGUAUUCAUGCGGAUGUUUGCCCAACUCCUGCAGGGCUAUCGUUCCUGCCUCACAAUCAUCCGCAUCCACCCGAAACCGGUGAUAACGUUCCACAAAGCCGGGUUCCUGGGGGCGCGGGAUCUCAUUGAAUGUGACUUCCUGUCGCGUGUGCUCGAUAGUAUGUUCUUCACGGGCUUUGUUACGGAACGUGGGCCCCCGUGGCGUCCAUGUGAUGCAUGGGAUGAACUUUAUAGCUCAAUGAGUGACUUGUCAAGGGCUGAGCAGCAAAAUACUACGCACAUGUUGACGAAUAUUCAGGAAUUGGCACAAGUGCUGUACACGAAUGAGAAUCCCAACCCACAGACGUACACGCAGAAGGUGCUGAAGCCGCCCGAGGGGGCAUUUGCACGAAUUCAUCAGCCCCCAAUGCCGCUGAUUAAUUCCCAACAAGUCACGGCAAUUAUUCAGGAGGGAAUGGCAAAGAAUGAUCUCCAGUCGAGAUUCCACACACCACGACAAUCGCCACGAAUUGUCCCAAUGGGGCCACAUUUGCAGAGUAUCUCCGAUGGGCGUCCAGUGGUGAAUAACACAGCGAGGAGGUUGGAAGUGCUCAAAUCCUGUGUUACGUGUAUAUUUGAGAAUAAAAUUGCCGAAGCCCGGAAGAGUUUUCCGGCUGUUUUGAGGACACUCAAGCAGCGGGAUGCGAGGUUGACGCUUUGCAGGGAAUUGGCAAAGACAGUUCAGGGGAAUAAGGCAAUGUUGGAGCAUCAGCAAUUUGAUUUGGUGGUAAAAUUGAUGAAUAGAGCCCUUCAGGAUGAUUCAGUGAUGGAUGAACAUGGUGUGGCGGCGGCGCUUUUGCCCCUUUCGACGGUUUUCUGCAGGAAAUUGUGCACGGGGGUGAUUCAGUUCUCCUACACAUGCAUCCAAGAUCAUCCCGUGUGGAAGAAUCAACAAUUCUGGGAGGCAGCCUUCUACCAGGAUGUUCAGAUGCAAAUUAAGGCGCUCUACCUCACACGGAAUGCCGCCAGUGAAAAUUCCUACGGCACGUGGAAGACGGAGAAUGGGAAGAAGAGCCCCAGUGGGAGUCCGGAGUAUAGAUUGUCACGGAUUCAGGAACCAUCAGCAUUGGAGAUUGCAGCGGAACAGAUGCGAAUGUGGCCGAGUUAUGAGGGCACAAAGCAGGGAGAGUUGAUUAAAUCCGAGGAAUCCACAUUGUAUAGUCAGGCAAUUCACUAUGCCAAUCGGAUGGUGUCCCUCCUGAUACCGCCGGAUGUGAAUAUCGGGGGGAAGGUGCAGAAGCUCGAUGUGCACGGGGUGGAGGAUGAUACGAGUGUGUCGAAUAGUGUUGUGGAAUCCCAUAGUCACAGUGAGCACAGCGAUGAGGGCUUCGAGGAGAGUGAUACGGGGGAAUGUGGGAGUGCCGUGGCAAAGAUGGUUUGUCGCUUUAUUGAUCGUGUCUGCACCGAGGGGGGUGUCACGACGGAUCAUCUGAGGAAUUUGCACGCAAUGGUUCCGGGAGUUGUGCAUAUGCACAUUGAAAUGCUCGAAGCUGUCUACAGGGAGUCCAAACGCAUCCCCCCGGUGCAGAAGGCCAAAAUUCAUGCACCAAGCUUGCUUUCCGGCGAGGAGAUCAUGGCGGAACCAAUGAGAGUGUACCUCCUUGCAGAUGGAAGGGAGGACAAUGUAUCGGCCCUCUUGCCAGCUGAGGGGGCGCUCUUCCUCACAAAUUACCGUGUCGUGUUCAAGGGAUCCCCGUGCGAUCAACUCGCGUGCGAGCAGAGUAUCGUCCGGGCAUUCCCGGUGUCAUCGUUGACGAAGGAGAAGAGACUUUCAGUGCUGUACUUGCCACAUUUAGAUCAGAAUCUCCCAGAAGGGCUCCAAAUGCGUUCGUGUACGUUCCAAUUGAUAAAGAUUGCCUUCGAUGAGGAGGUCACGGUGGAGAGUAUUGAGAGUUUCCGGAAACUCCUUCAUCGUGUCCGGCAUCCGGAACAUGAAUUUGGGCGCUUUGCUUUUGCCUCGCAUGGGAUACACAUUCAAACGCCCCUGCAUAAGGUUAAGGAGAAGAAUGCCACACUUAAGGGAUUCGCCAAGAAGACCCUCAUGCGAACGGCCAAGAAGGCGGGCUUUAAACCCAAGGGGGGCACGAAGAGGAAGUACAUCCUGUCGGGAAUUGAUUCAGAGGAGAAUCAUGGGCAUGACAAUAAUGACGAUGAUGAUGCAUCGGAUGACAAUGCCGACACAAUGCCACGUGUUACAGCGAAGGAUGUGGAGCGUCUCAAGGAGAGGAGUUACGUCAAAGACUGGGAGAGGUUGUACCUCAAUGAUCCAAUGUCGGGGUAUCGCAUAACAACGGUUAAUUGCAACUACAGCCUCUGUCGUACAUAUCCGGCAAUUCUUGUCUCCCCCCAUCGCAUCACAGAUGAUCAGCUGCGUUGCAUUGCACGAUGCUACAAGAAUCAACGAAUCCCUGUGCCCACGUGGAGGCAUCGCAAUGGGGCCAUCCUGCUGCGGGGCUCAGUGCCGCACACAAAGGGUGUAAUGGGAAUGCUGAAAGCACAUCAAGGAUCAACGAAUGCAGCCACAGAUAGUACGGCAUUCCAGGAGCAGGAUCACUACUUUGUCACAGUGAUUGAUAAUUUGCCGCACAGUGUCACCCCGAUGCGGCAUCAUCAGUGGGAAAUGUCAAAUUCCAAUCUCUCCAUAAAUUCCCUCCUCCUAGCAGCGGAGGAUCAUCACUUUGGGGGCACACGGACGGACAAUUUGUCCACGCUAACGCCUGAAAUUGCCCGGAAAUCAACGUCAAAUGUCUUCCAGACGGCAAAAUCGAGUUUCGGGAACUUCAGUGGGCGUGCUGUGAAGAAUGUGAAUAAAUGGGGAAGCCUCAAGAGUGGCCCGAGUCAGCUACGCACACCUGAUGGGUUGCCUGAACGUGAAUCUCAUCAUCAGUACGAUUUCCAGCGUGUUCCGCUGUACAUGUUGGGUGAGAAGAGUCAAAGUAAAUCGGCGAGAUUGUCUGAAAUGUAUGCGGAAUUCAUUCCCGUUGACUACCCAGAUGUCCGGCACACGAGAUUAGCUUUUAAGAAACUCAUGCGAGCAUGCUUGCCAUCGUCCCCGAGUCAGGAGCCCGAAUUGAGUUUUGCCAAAUUACUCGAACAAUCGGAGUGGCUUCAUCAAAUCCGGGGGCUACUGCAGCUCUCCGGGGCUGUGGUGGAUCUCAUUGAUAUGCAGGGAUCAUCCGUAACACUUGCCCUUGAGGAUGGAUGGGAUGUAACGGCGCAGGUGUCAUCCCUCGCCCAGCUUUGCCUUGAUCCAUACUAUCGCACCGUUGAGGGUUUCCGGGUGCUAAUUGAGAAGGAAUGGCUGGCGUUUGGGCAUCGUUUUGGCCAUCGGAGCAACUUGAGGCCACACAGUAGCUCUGGAUCACCCUUUGCGCCGACUUUCCUCCAAUUUCUCGAUGCAGUGCACCAAAUUCAAACACAAUUCCCACUUGCAUUUGAAUUCAAUGACUUCUUCCUGCGCUUCCUGGCGUAUCACAGUGUCUCCUGUCGCUUCCGCACCUUCCUGUUUGACUGUGAACUUGAACGCUUCGAUCUUGGCAUUGCCACGGUGGAGGAUAAGCGAGGAUCCCUGAAUUCUCAUCACAAACAUGCCGUGGAGACGGGAACGGGAUCAGAUGAUGACAGCAUCUACCCGGGGGGAUUGAGGAAUUCCAGUUCGUCAACACAGAAAUUGGGGCAUUCGGUGUUUGAUUAUGUCGAGAGGCAGCAUGCCAAGUCGCCGAUCUUCUUCAAUUUCACCUACACCCCAGAUCCGGAUCGACAGGUACUCAGACCACAGAGUUCCGUGGCCAUGCUGGAGCUCUGGGGCUUCUAUGUGGACGAAGAGAUUGCCCAUGGGCCACCGUAUGAUCCCGAACUCGUGGGCAGUGAUGUGUUGGACGAGGAGAGUGAUUCGGGUGAAGGGAAGAAGCCCAAGAGGAAGGUGAUUAGUGUUGGGUACGAUAGUCUGGAUAAACUCGAUCCGGAUGCCUUCACGCGUCUCUUGGAUGAGCUGAAGCAGGCAGAAGCCGAAAGGGGAUUGCUACCGCAGAAAUGGCGUCAAGUUUGGGACAAAUUGGAGCUACCGCACUCGGAUUCCCUCACGAGGCAUGCAUCCUUCAGUAGUGCCCUCGUGAGAUCCCAUGGACGUCUCCAGCACAAGAGAUCAACUCUGGAGAUUCUCAUGCGAGGACGCCUUGCGGGGCAUCAUCAGGAGACCUUUUCGCAUCCACAUCGCUUUGAGAAGCACGCCUACACGACACCGUCGCACUGCAAUCACUGCGAUGGGCUCCUGUGGGGGCCAAUGAGGACGGAAUUGCGCUGCAUGGACUGCGGGAAUUCGUAUCAUGAGAAAUGCGCUGAGACGGUGCCGAAGAAUUGUACAAAGUACAAGGCAGUUGAGGGUGUUCAGCAGACACUGACACGCUCACAGGGUGACAAUGGGAGUAUCACAUCGAGUGCAACAGCUGGGCAGACGUCACUGCAGCACUUUUACGAUCAAUUUAGUAGCAAUGUGGCGGAGAAUAGGACGCACGAAGGUCAUUUGUACAAGAGGGGAGCCCUGCUGAAGAGCUGGAAGCAGAGAUGGUUCGUCCUGGACUCAAUAAAGCAUCAACUACGCUACUACGAUGCAAUGGAGGAUUCCAAUUGCAAGGGAUUCAUUGAUCUAGCAGAGGUACAAUCAGUUCAACCAGCUCCAUCAGCAGCUGUGGGCACAAAGAAAGUGGACGAGAAGGCAUUCUUUGACUUAAAAACCAGUCGUAGGACGUACAAUUUCUAUGCAUUAGAUGCAAAUAUGGCUCAGGAAUGGAUUGAAAAAAUCCAAGCUUGUCUGCAAUAAAGGAAGGAAGAAAAGAAAUCAAUAUGGAUGGUGAGUGUACAUAAUAACGUGUUAAAAGUAGGAUCAUUUCAAUUGUGGAGCAAAGGUAAGCACGCGUGAGGGGGAAGAAGAUCCCAGAAAAAAAACGGGGUAAGAAAAAUGAUAAAAUCAAACUUAAGGAUAUUAAAUGGUACAUAUAUAGUUAAAUUACUAUAAAUAGUAAAUAAUUAUAUUCUCACUGUAACUGUUUCCCUUUAUUGUGUGGAGGAAAAAAAAGAAAAAGAUUUAAGAAGAAAAAUCAUUGUAUUUCAAAGUUUUUGUUAAAAAAAGAAGAAAAAACUCAAAUAGUUUUAUUUCGCAUUUAUUUUUUACUAUUCAAUGUUAUUUAGAUGAAAAGAAACACUGAAAAAAUGAGAUUUUUUAGAUAGAAUGAAAAGCUUAUCAUUCGUUCCAUAUUUCUAUAUUAUAUAGAUUUAUUUAAAUGUCCUAUGUUUACUGUGAAUUAUUAUUAUAAAAAAAAGAUAAAUAAAUAAAUAAAGCAUUUUGCAUAAAUGAUAUUAAAAA